Molecule: messenger RNA, 6016 nt
Organism: Petromyzon marinus (sea lamprey)
Lineage: Eukaryota; Metazoa; Chordata; Hyperoartia; Petromyzontiformes; Petromyzontidae
Source: RefSeq, a predicted model, not a curated record
AUGAGACAUCUUCAUUGGAUACAGCUCAAACAAGUACAUCAACCGCUACGAUGCAGCCAACAACUCAAGCCCCUGUGUUCAUUUCUUGAAUCCACAGAGACAGCCAUUCGCCUGGUUGGAGGAGUAGGCCCAUGUCAAGGCAGAGUGGAAGUCCUUUAUUCUGGGUCCUGGGGCACGGUCUGUGAUGAUUACUGGAACAUCAAUGAUGCCCGGGUUGUCUGCCGAAACGUCGGCUGUGGAGCUGCUCUUUCUGCCCAAUCAAAUGCCUACUUUGGUCAGGGCAAUGGCACCAUCUGGCUGGAUGAUGUGACAUGCAAUGGGUCGGAAUCCUCUUUAGGAAAUUGUCCUCACCUGCCAUGGGGGCAACACAACUGCGUUCAUGCUGAAGAUGCUGGUGUCAUUUGCAGUGAUCCAACCAUUCGCCUGGUUGGAGGAGGAGGGCCAUGUCAAGGCAGAGUGGAGGUCCUCUUUGAUGGUUCCUGGGGCACGGUCUGUGAUGAUUCCUGGGAUAUUAACGAUGCCCAGGUCGUCUGUCGCAUGGUCGGCUGUGGGGCUGCUAUUUCUGCCCCACAAGUUGCCUACUUUGGUCAGGGCAAUGGCCCCAUAUGGCUGGAUGAUGUCAGUUGCAAUGGUUCUGAAUCCAUCCUGGGAUCAUGUUCUCAUCGCCCAUGGGGGCAGCAUGACUGCAGCCACAUUGAAGAUGCAAGUGUCAUUUGCAGCGCUCAAACAAGUACAUCAACCGCUACGACGCAGCCAACAACUCAACACCCUGAGACAGCCAUUCGCCUGGUUGGAGGAGGAGGCCCAUGUCAAGGCAGAGUGGAGGUCCUCUAUUCUGACUCCUGGGGCACGGUCUGUGAUGAUUUCUGGGACAUCAAUGAUGCCCAGGUUGUCUGCCGAAAGGUCGGCUGUGGAGCUGCUCUUUCUGCCCCAUCAAAUGCCUACUUUGGUCAGGGCAUUGGCACCAUCUGGCUGGAUGAUGUCAGAUGCAAUGGUUCUGAAUCCUUUCUGGGGCCAUGUUCUCAUCGCCCAUGGGGCCAGCAUGACUGUAGCCACAGUGAAGAUGCUAGUGUCAUUUGCAGCGCUCAAACAAGUACAUCAACCGCUACGACGCAGCCAACAACUCAAGCCCCUGAGACAGCCAUUCGCCUGGUUGGAGGAGUAGGCCCAUGUCAAGGCAGAGUGGAAGUCCUUUAUUCUGGGUCCUGGGGCACGGUCUGUGAUGAUUACUGGAACAUCAAUGAUGCCCAGGUUGUCUGCCGAAACGUCGGCUGUGGAGCUGCUCUUUCUGCCCAAUCAAAUGCUUACUUUGGUCAGGGCAAUGGCACCAUCUGGCUGGAUGAUGUGACAUGCAAUGGGUCGGAAUCCUCUUUAGGAAAUUGUCCUCACCUGCCAUGGGGGCAACACAACUGUGUUCAUGCUGAAGAUGCUGGUGUCAUUUGCAGUGAUCCAACCAUUCGCCUGGUUGGAGGAGGAGGGCCAUGUCAAGGCAGAGUGGAGGUCCUCUUUGAUGGUUCCUGGGGCACGGUCUGUGAUGAUUCCUGGGAUAUUAACGAUGCCCAGGUCGUCUGUCGCAUGGUCGGCUGUGGGGCUGCUAUUUCUGCCCCACAAGUUGCCUACUUUGGUCAGGGCAAUGGCCCCAUAUGGCUGGAUGAUGUCAGUUGCACUGGUUCUGAAUCCAUCCUGGGAUCAUGUUCUCAUCGCCCAUGGGGGCAGCAUGACUGCAGCCACAUUGAAGAUGCAAGUGUCAUUUGCAGCGCUCAAACAAGUACAUCAACCGCUACGACGCAGCCAACAACUCAACACCCUGAGACAGCCAUUCGCCUGGUUGGAGGAGGAGGCCCAUGUCAAGGCAGAGUGGAGGUCCUCUAUUCUGACUCCUGGGGCACGGUCUGUGAUGAUUUCUGGGACAUCAAUGAUGCCCAGGUUGUCUGCCGAAAGGUCGGCUGUGGAGCUGCUCUUUCUGCCCCAUCAAAUGCCUACUUUGGUCAGGGCAUUGGCACCAUCUGGCUGGAUGAUGUCAGAUGCAAUGGUUCUGAAUCCUUUCUGGGGCCAUGUUCUCAUCGCCCAUGGGGCCAGCAUGACUGUAGCCACAGUGAAGAUGCUAGUGUCAUUUGCAGCGCUCAAACAAGUACAUCAACCGCUACGACGCAGCCAACAACUCAAGCCCCUGAGACAGCCAUUCGCCUGGUUGGAGGAGUAGGCCCAUGUCAAGGCAGAGUGGAAGUCCUUUAUUCUGGGUCCUGGGGCACGGUCUGUGAUGAUUACUGGAACAUCAAUGAUGCCCGGGUUGUCUGCCGAAACGUCGGCUGUGGAGCUGCUCUUUCUGCCCAAUCAAAUGCCUACUUUGGUCAGGGCAAUGGCACCAUCUGGCUGGAUGAUGUGACAUGCAAUGGGUCGGAAUCCUCUUUAGGAAAUUGUCCUCACCUGCCAUGGGGGCAACACAACUGCGUUCAUGCUGAAGAUGCUGGUGUCAUUUGCAGUGAUCCAACCAUUCGCCUGGUUGGAGGAGGAGGGCCAUGUCAAGGCAGAGUGGAGGUCCUCUUUGAUGGUUCCUGGGGCACGGUCUGUGAUGAUUCCUGGGAUAUUAACGAUGCCCAGGUCGUCUGUCGCAUGGUCGGCUGUGGGGCUGCUAUUUCUGCCCCACAAGUUGCCUACUUUGGUCAGGGCAAUGGCCCCAUAUGGCUGGAUGAUGUCAGUUGCACUGGUUCUGAAUCCAUCCUGGGAUCAUGUUCUCAUCGCCCAUGGGGGCAGCAUGACUGCAGCCACAUUGAAGAUGCAAGUGUCAUUUGCAGCGCUCAAACAAGUACAUCAACCGCUACGACGCAGCCAACAACUCAACACCCUGAGACAGCCAUUCGCCUGGUUGGAGGAGGAGGCCCAUGUCAAGGCAGAGUGGAGGUCCUCUAUUCUGACUCCUGGGGCACGGUCUGUGAUGAUUUCUGGGACAUCAAUGAUGCCCAGGUUGUCUGCCGAAAGGUCGGCUGUGGAGCUGCUCUUUCUGCCCCAUCAAAUGCCUACUUUGGUCAGGGCAUUGGCACCAUCUGGCUGGAUGAUGUCAGAUGCAAUGGUUCUGAAUCCUUUCUGGGGCCAUGUUCUCAUCGCCCAUGGGGCCAGCAUGACUGUAGCCACAGUGAAGAUGCUAGUGUCAUUUGCAGCGCUCAAACAAGUACAUCAACCGCUACGACGCAGCCAACAACUCAAGCCCCUGAGACAGCCAUUCGCCUGGUUGGAGGAGUAGGCCCAUGUCAAGGCAGAGUGGAAGUCCUUUAUUCUGGGUCCUGGGGCACGGUCUGUGAUGAUUACUGGAACAUCAAUGAUGCCCAGGUUGUCUGCCGAAACGUCGGCUGUGGAGCUGCUCUUUCUGCCCAAUCAAAUGCUUACUUUGGUCAGGGCAAUGGCACCAUCUGGCUGGAUGAUGUGACAUGCAAUGGGUCGGAAUCCUCUUUAGGAAAUUGUCCUCACCUGCCAUGGGGGCAACACAACUGUGUUCAUGCUGAAGAUGCUGGUGUCAUUUGCAGUGAUCCAACCAUUCGCCUGGUUGGAGGAGGAGGGCCAUGUCAAGGCAGAGUGGAGGUCCUCUUUGAUGGUUCCUGGGGCACGGUCUGUGAUGAUUCCUGGGAUAUUAACGAUGCCCAGGUCGUCUGUCGCAUGGUCGGCUGUGGGGCUGCUAUUUCUGCCCCACAAGUUGCCUACUUUGGUCAGGGCAAUGGCCCCAUAUGGCUGGAUGAUGUCAGUUGCACUGGUUCUGAAUCCAUCCUGGGAUCAUGUUCUCAUCGCCCAUGGGGGCAGCAUGACUGCAGCCACAUUGAAGAUGCAAGUGUCAUUUGCAGUGCCAAUCGCCGGUGCUCUACAGAGCUUAGUAAUGCAAAUGGAACGAUUCUUUCAAGUAACUUUGGCAGCCAGUGUGGUGGGAGUACGCCUUACACGUGGAUGAUAACAGCAUCUCCUGGCAAAGUUCUACUUCUUCAGUUUACCUUGUUGAGUCUAUCCUGUGACUGCUUGAAUGAACGUGUGGACAUUUACGAUGGAAACAUCACAACCCCUGACACUAAAUUGGCAACAUUCUGUGGAUCAGAUGUCCCACCUGCAAUCAGAUCUCUCUACUCAAACAUAACCUUGGUUUGGACUAAGCAACAAGUAUUGGCAGGGAGAGGGUUUCAAGUGACGUAUACGUCCGUGACACCCUUGGAUCCCAUUCGUGCAUGUGGCCAGGGCUCUCUCAUUCAGACUCCUUGGCUUGCCAGUCUGGUCAAUGGAAACGUUACAUGUGAUGCAACACUCAUCGGCGAUAGAUGGCUGAUAACAGCCGCUCACUGUACCCAGAAUGCCAGCCUGCAGGUUCAAGGUUGGCAGGCUCUGCUGGGCCAGUACCCAGUCAAUGGUGUCGUUCGCUUCCUACACAAGUUUGCGGUGCGGAGAAUCAUCGCACAUGGGCAAUUCUCCACAUCACUCCCACAGGACUAUGACUUGGCCCUGGUGGAGUUGGCACGCCGUGUACCCAUUUCAGACAUCGCCUCACCGGCUUGCGUCCCAUCAGACAGCCCUAGUUUCCCCAGCACAUCAACAACUUGCUACUUGACCUCCUACCCCGCCUUUGCAAGCGGUGUUACAGUUCGCAUCGUCCCACAAAUAACCUGUGCAUCGUCGAGCAAUUAUGGAUCAUCGGUGAAUGUGAGGAUGCUCUGUGCUGAUGUCUCUAGUUACCCAUCUGCAUGUUGGGGCAACAAAGGAGGGGCAGUCUCCUGCUUGAACACUGAUGGGCGGUUGUACGUGGUGGGGCUCGCCAGCUGGGGCCGCCAGUGCUCCCAGCCAGGCACUCCAGGAGUGUUCACCUUUAUCUCCAAGUACAGCACCUGGAUUAGCCAGCAGCAGCAGCAGGUGUAGAACAAACAUUGGUGGCAUCCACCUGCGGUACUGCGCACUAAUUUUCCCUCGCUUGGGGCUGUGGAUCAAGUGCUCGGACAGCAAACGGAAUAGCAAAUAAUGUGCACUCACCACUCCCUCUUACAACGAACCCCUCAUCAACACUGCUUAUUGUAAUCACGCCAGUGUUGUACUGCACACCUCAAACUCGUUUUAGUAAGGCGUCACGUCUAAAUGUUAACGAUUGACACACUGAUCAACUGGUCAAAGGUUUAAAGCAAUACAUGAAUACAUGAUCAACCAAAUUACUAAAAAUAUGCAAUUUCAAAGUGUGCAUUUAGUUUAUAUAAUGCUGCUUAUAGAUCAGUUAUUUGUUAAGACAUGUUUGACACAUAAUCGACAUUGACAUCCUUGUUUGCGCACGAUAUGCUUAAUUAUCUAAGAAUUAUCUGUCAUUGUCAAAACCCAUUUAUCCACUAACCAAUUUACAAAUUCCUCAUCAGUGCUGUGACGGAUGUAAAUUAUGUAAUCAAAUGCAGAUGUUACCAUUCAAUUUAAAAUAACUCAGUCACAAUAACUCAGUCAGUAUUACAUUGUAUAAUACAAUUAACCUUGAAUACAUGUGAGUAGCCAUCUGGUUUAUAUUACCACUCGGCAUAUGAUGGGCACUACGAAAGUGUCUACAUAUAAUGUAUUGUCUCCACAUAGUGCGGCAUAUUAUCACAGUAAAUAAUUUUACAUCGGACAUGAUCCACUUCACUGCUACUCCAUUCUAAUCUUUUUCUGAGGCAAUAUAUAACAUUGCCAUAUGCAAUUAUUACUUAGAUUUACGGAAAUGUAGCAUGUAUUACUAAUUAACCCAAUUUAAACCUCAAAGUAAUCUUGAAGUACCAUAUUUCACUAACUUCCUUAUGCAAUUCGUUUUUGUGAGGAAGUUAAGGCAUCUUAAAUCCUGUCAAGCAUGGUAUAUUUUGUUCUCUUGUGUGAUUUCACAAUGAAUAUUUUCUGUCGUUCAAUGCAUCCAAUGAAUCUGAAACGUACAUGUUUACUAUGAUUUUACGAUGAUUAUUGGUGACAGGGAUAAAAAUAAUAUUUAUUAGUUUUAAAUAAAUCAGUGUAUUAUGAAUAUAGAAUAAAGCAAUACAAAGCA